Chaetomium fimeti is the source of this 1539-nucleotide messenger RNA. Its product is annotated as PAP2 superfamily-domain-containing protein. Gene Ontology annotation, cellular component: inositol phosphoceramide synthase complex. Bases 165 to 1454 code for a protein of 429 amino acids. NCBI's taxonomy places the organism in Eukaryota, Fungi, Ascomycota, Sordariomycetes, Sordariales, Chaetomiaceae. Gene Ontology annotation, molecular function: inositol phosphoceramide synthase activity. The record is from RefSeq and is a predicted model, not a curated record. Gene Ontology annotation, biological process: inositol phosphoceramide metabolic process; sphingolipid biosynthetic process. The transcript is spliced from 3 exons.
UCUGAUCUCUCCGUCCGUGGUUUGACUGACGUGAGUCCGGGUCUCAUCUUUUCUUCUCUUCUCUCUUAUCGGUUUGAUACCCGGUUCGUUCCAUCCCAUCAUAACCUAGGCCUCUCUGACGGAAGGCCAACCGCCUGCGUACCCCCGAUUCACUGCUCGCGAACAUGGCGCUCGGCGCCGUGCUGGAACCCUUGAUCGUAGUCAGCUUGCUGGCCUUCGGCACCAUCGUCAACCGCAACAGAAGCCGAGCCGUUCUCGCACGGUCAUCAUUAUCCCCUAGCCGCCCGGAGCCAUGGCAGCAUCUAAAAUACAGCUCGGACCCAGGGGAUGAGGACGUCGAGACGGGCAGAAGCAAGGAAGACGAGCCCACCCUACUGCCCUCAUCACUAAGCCGGUCCAGCAGCAGCUCGAGCAGCACACUCGCAGAGGACCUCUCCGCCGACAGCAAGGCCGUUCCCAGAUGGCGUAAGAGGAGACUGCGCUUCAUGGGUUGGGAGAAGGAGGUAACGACGCCCAACACCGAAAUCUUCAGAGACCGUUUCCUUAGCCGGGUUCUCCAACGCUUCCCGUUCCUCGCCGAGGUCUGGUACUGGGCUUUAAUCUACUGGGUAUAUCAACUCGGGCGCGCCUUCACGGCAGUGACGCUCCAGGAAUCUACCGUCAACACCGCCCGCGAGCAUGGGCUCCAGGUUGUCCGCCUCGAACAGGCUCUCGGCAUCUUCGUCGAGCCGGCCGUGCAGCAAUGGUUUCUUGAGCGACCCACGCUCAUGCGGUGGACCAACAAAACGUAUUCGUUCAUACACAUCCCGGGCACCAUUCUCUAUCUCAUCGUACUCUACCACAUCACGACCGCGAGGCCGCGACACAAGCUGCAGGAAGAGCAUGGGGGGAAAUAUGUGCUUGAUAACUGGCGGGACCUUGCGCCGCCGUUCGGACCGGCCAUCUUUGAGCGGAGGAGGAGGACCAUGGCCAUGUGCAACCUGCUCGCCUUCAUCGUCUUCACAUUCUGGCCAUGCAUGCCGCCGCGGCUGUUGAGCGAUCCGACUUAUAUGGGCGAGUACGCCGAAGAGGCCAAGAGCUUUGGCUUUGUGGAUACUGUCCACGGCGCCGACGGUGACAGCAGCGUGUGGACCACUAAUCGAUUUUGCAACCAAUAUGCUGCCAUGCCUUCUCUCCACUUUGGCUACUCCUUCCUGAUCGGCCUCACCAUCGCCGCCGUGCCCCUGAGGAAACGCGGCCAGUUCGGCUGGAAGCGUCUCGCCGUGGUCGGAAUCGGCAUGAUUUACCCUGCCGUUAUUUUGACCGCCAUCGUUGCGACGGCAAAUCACUACAUCCUAGAUGCACUGGCGGGCGCCAUCGCCUGCCUGCUUGCCUGGAACUUUAACGACCUCUUGCUGAACCUCUUGCCCCUGGAGGACUAUUUCUUGGCGUUGGUGAGGAUACAGAAGCCUUGAGCGGGCCUGAUUAGCGGAGGACCGUUCACGUCUUGACUUUAUUGCUCAUGGUUAGUUGGGGCUACUCAGGGUAGCUCACGCGGGA